CGCCCACUGAAGAUGGCGGCGGAGCUGCAUCCGCGGAGCGGAAAGCUGAUCGGCCUGUCCAACUCCAACCGAACCGCCCGGCGCAACCAGCCAGUCCAGGAGUUCAACCAUGGCCUGGUGCUUAGCAAGGAGCCGCUGAGGGACCGGGAUGUCUUCACCGUCCGUAUCGACAAGAAGGUGAACUCGUGGAGCGGCUCCAUCGAGAUUGGCGUGACGGCACUGGACCCCGCAGCGCUGGACUUCCCCAGCAGUGCCACAGGCCUCAAGGGCGGCUCCUGGAUUGUGUCGGGCUGCUCGGUGCUACGUGACGGUCGCUCGGUCCUGGAGGAGUACGGCCGCGACCUCGACCAGCUAGCCGAGGGCGACCGCGUAGGCAUUCAGCGCAGCUCCCGCGGGGAGCUCCACCUCUGGGUUAACGGCCAGGACUGCGGCGCAGCCGCCAGCGGCCUUCCACCCAAGCUCUGGGCGGUGGUGGACCUGUAUGGCAAGUGCACUCAGGUGACGGUGGUGAGCUGCGAGCCGCCACCGGCCUCCGCAGAGAAAGAGACAAUAGAGCAGGAUGAGGAGGUAGAUGAAGAGGAAGAGGAGGAAGAGGAAGAGGAAGAAGAGGUGGUGGUGUGUGGGGUUCGGGAGGACGCAGGGAUCACGGCACUGAUGAAUGUGGCAGCAAUGAAUGGAAUGAUGAAUGGAGAUGAAGUGCCUGAGCUCAGCUGCAGUCACAGCAGACCAGACAAGUUCCCCAACAACCUGGAGCCUGACGCGGUUCUAACGGAGCACCAGCUCUUUGACGUGUUCAACAACGCAAUAGUAUCUUUUUACCGCUCAGAGGACGAGGGCGGAGGGGAGGAUGGUGGAGGUGGAGGAGGUACAGGAGGAGGAGGAGGAAGUGCAGGAAAUGACUCCUCUUCUAGAAAUGACAGAGGGAGCAGCAGCAGUGGAGGAGGCACAAUCAGCACCGACAGCGGGACAGGGACGACAGGAGGAGGAGGUGGAGGAGGAGCUAGUAGCGGUGGUGGAGAAAGCGGGAAUACUAACAACAGUCCCGCUGGUAACGGAGGCGGGGGGCUUAGCGUGGUGACAGGGGGCAUGACCACCAACGACGCGCUGCUGUUCCAUGAGAAGUGCGGCACGCUGAUCAAACUGAGCAACAAUAACAAGACGGCGGAGCGGAGGAGACCGCUGGACGAGUUCAACAACGGCGUGGUGAUGACCAACCGGCCACUCCGACACAACGAGAUGUUCGAGAUCCGUAUUGAUAAGCUGGUGGACAAGUGGUCAGGCUCCAUAGAGAUCGGUGUGACCACACAUAACCCCAACAACCUGGACUAUCCUGCAACUAUGACUAAUCUGCGCUCAGGUACAAUCAUGAUGAGUGGCUGUGGGAUAUUAACCAAUGGGAAAGGAACCCGAAGGGAAUACUGCGAAUUUAGCCUUGAUGAACUCCAGGAAGGAGAUCACAUAGGGUUGAUGCGCAAAGCCAGCGGAGCUCUGCAUUUCUACAUCAAUGGCAUCGACCAAGGUGUUGCAGCAGCCCAGACCCCUGCCGUUGUCUACGGUGUGGUCGACCUCUAUGGUAUGGCCGUCAAAGUCACUAUAGUCCACAACCACAACCACAGUGACCGCCUCAGACGCAACAACGCCAUCAUGAGGGCUCUGUCGCCUGACGUUGGUCGGCCCAGGCCGUCUCUCUCCCUCACCCCAGACUCAGAGGGGCCUGAUAGACUGCUCUUCCACCACAAUUGUGGCCAGAAGGCCGCCAUAAUCAGUGACGGCAGGACGGCGCUGCGGCCACAUGCGACCGAUGACUUCAACCACGGUGUGGUCCUGAGCAGCAGGCCACUGCGCUCCAACGAGGUUUUCCAGGUUCGUAUUGACAAGAUGGUGGACAAAUGGGCAGGUUCCAUCGAAAUCGGUGUCACGACGCACAACCCCGCCUACCUACAGCUGCCCUCCACCAUGACUAACUUGCGCUCAGGGACGUGGAUGAUGACGGGGAACGGUGUGAUGCACAAUGGAACAACGAUACUGGAUGAGUACGGACACAACUUGGACCGACUCAAAGCAGGUGACACAGUGGGAGUAGUGCGGAAAGAAGAUGGCAGUCUCCACUUCUUUGUAAACGGUGUGGCUCAGGGCCCAGCGGCCUGGAACGUCCCCCCCAGCGUCUACGCCGUGGUCGACCUCUAUGGUCAGGCUGCUCAGGCCACCAUCAUGGAUGACAUGGUUGACCUCCCCCCUCUCCCAGAGGACAGCUCAGAGGGCCCCACAGCCAUGUCUCCCGGCAGCCCCUGCUCCAUAGCCGGCAUCAGCACGACCACCGACCUGCGUUUUCACCAGCUUCACGGCACCAAUGCUGUCAUUACCAACGGGGGGCGCACCGCUCUGCGUCAGAACUGUCGAAGCGAGUUCAACGACGCUAUUGUCAUUUCCAACAGGUGCCUUCGAGAUGGAGAGCUGUUUGAAAUCAUUAUUCAGAAGAUGGUGGACCGCUGGUCGGGUUCAAUAGAAGCAGGAGUGACGGCCAUCAGGCCAGAGGAGCUCGAGUUUCCCAACACGAUGACUGAUAUUGACUACGAUACUUGGAUGCUCAGUGGGACAGCCAUCAUGCAGGAUGGCAACACAAUGCGCAAUAACUACGGCUGUGACCUGGACUCUCUGACCACGGGCUCACGAAUUGGCAUGAUGCGCUCAGCUAGUGGCGACCUCCACUAUUACAUCAAUGGCGUGGAUCAAGGUGUCGCCUGUUCCGGUCUGCCACCAGAAGUGUUUGCUGUGAUAGAUCUGUAUGGUCAGUGCGUUCAGGUGUCCAUCACCAGCUCCUCAGGCCCGCUGGACAACAGCCUGUGUACCAGCAAUAUCACAGAGAAGAGCUUCCCCAUCCACUCACCAGUAGCAGGGGUUGCCCAUCGACUCCACAGUAAACAUGGUAAGAACGUGGUGCUGCUGGGUGAGGGCUGCCAGGCUGUCAGAGUUGGAGGUUAUGCUCACGGCAUCAUGUUCAGUGCUAAAGAGCUGAAAGUGGACGAGAUGUUUGAGGUGAGGAUUGAUGAAGUGGAUGAGCAGUGGUGCGGUUCGCUGCAUAUCGGUCUAACCACACUUGCACCUCCUGAGCUGCCGUCCUGCCCACUGUCAGGCCUCUCCCCCUCCCUCCCGCAGCUUCGCACCAAGGUCACCUGGCUGCUCUGCGGCUCUGAGGUCCGUCGCAACGGUGUGCUGCAGCGCCAGAACUACGGCUGCUCACUGGACCGGCUGACGGUUGGGAACCGUGUAGGUGUGAAGAGGCUCAGCGACGACACCAUGCAUAUUUUCAUUGAUGGAGAAGAUAUGGGACCUGCUGCUACUGCAGUCGCUAAGAAUGUGUAUGCAGUUUUGGACCUGUACGGGCGGAUAACAGCGGUGUCCAUCGUCAGCUCCUCCCUGAUGGAGGACAUGGAGAGCGUCAAGGCGCCCUCUCUCUCCUCAGACAGCUGCAGCGAAGGAGAGGAGGACAGCACUCCUGUCAGAGAGGUGGAGAGCGAGCCGUGUGCGCUGGUGCCAACCGUUAUGGCAUUCCUGGAAAACCACGGCAAGAACAUCCAGCUGUCCAACCAGAACCUGACAGCAGCCAGAGUGUCGAGCUACAACCAGGGUCUGCUGGUCACCGCCCUGCCGCUCGCUCGCCAGCAGCUGUUCCAGUUUCAGAUCGACCGUCUGAACCCGUCUUGGACGUCGUCACUCUCGUUAGGGGUGAUCGGUCAUUCCCCCGACCGCCUCAACUUCCCCUCCACAGCGUGCUGUCUGAAACGCUCCGCCUGGCUGCUGCAGAGGGACUCCGUCUUCCACAACUCCUUAAAGAUAUGUGAGAACUAUGGUCCUAACCUGGACACUUGUCCCGAGGGGACGGUAUUGGGUCUGCUGGUGGACGCCAACAGUUGUCUCCAUCUCUACGUCAACGGAAUGGACCAGGGGGUGGCGGCGCAGGACAUCCCUUCACCCUGUUACCCCUUCAUUGACCUCUACGGCCAGUGUGAACAGGUUACUAUAGUAACCAAUAAUGUACCAGCUGUGGGUGGAGAGAGUGGUGAGACCCGCUGUCAGGGCGACAUGGAAAAGGCAGACAUGGUUGAUGGAAUCAAAGAGAGUGUGUGCUGGACGCCGCCUCCAGAGGUCAACCCCAACAAGACCUGCGAGUACCAGGCACUGUGCUCACGUUUCAAGGACCUGCUCACGUUACCUGAUGGUUACUUCAAUGAAGACGCGAAGUACAACCUGUGUUACUGCGAGUCCUGCCACAAACUGCGGGGUGACGAGGCUUAUUACAAGAGAGGAGAGCCGCCUCGUGACUACGCCCUGCCCUUCGGAUGGUGCCGCUUCGCCCUCAGGAUCAAGUCCCACUGUGAGGUUUCUAAUGCACUGAAGAAGUGGCACAUUGCGUACCACGGCACUAGUGUAGGAGCCCUGCGACGUGCCCUGGAUCACAGCCAGCUGCUGCCUGGGACGUCGUCUAUCUUCUCCGUGUCUCCGGUGAAGGCAGAGGGGCCUAACGGUUACAGUGAGCCAGAGGAGAACAGCGCCCCCGGCAGGGAGGUUCCCAGAGUGCGGCUCUCCCCCACCAUGCGCUACUCCGGCUUGGAGAUCUUUGCCCCCAAAGUGCAAUUUCAGGACCCCCGCUCUCACCGAUGCCACCAGGCCCAGGUGGGAUUCCAGGUGUGCGUGCGUCCAGGCUCCUACAAAGUGGGACCGCAGACGCUUGGCAACAGUGAGCCCCUCGACCCGCGCUUCAGCAACUCAGAGAUCGAGUGGAUCACGAAGGAGCAGGGCGGCACGCUCCUCUACGGACUGCUCAUCCGGGUCGAGUGAAAGGAGCGACAAAAGAGGCAUUCGGGUGGAAGCGAGGAGGGUCCCGGGUACGCGCACCCUGUGGCACUCCUCGUACUUUUACUAAACUGACAACCAAAUCCAACCCCUGCCUUGAGCAAGAGACUCCUCUGGAAUCCAGCUGUUCCUACUGUGGAUUGUUGACAAUUCAGCAUUUCAGAUUUUCUUUAUUUUGUUGGUUUUGGUUGUGUGCUCUUGGACUCUUUUAAUGGGCGGGGGCUACGGCGGUUUCAAAGAAGAACAGACACUGCCUGCACUUUAUGUUUCGGACACUCGUGGGCGAUUUUUAAACUAACUUCUCAUCGACACGACACGUUUGUUCAUUUGCUGCAAUUCAAUUUUUUGCCACCCUUUUUUUUUUUCUUUUUUUUUUUCCUUCUUCCCAACAUCUCAUUUUCUUCCACACUCACAAACCGCUUUUUUUUUUCUGAAUCUUUUGGCACUUGUUUUAACACUAAGCACCUCAGCUUUUUAUUUUGGGAGGAGCUGUCCCCUGCCAAUCUGCACGUUAAUGAACUGUCAUUUAAAAAAGACUGAACUGUGGGGUCAAAAAAAAAAGAAAAAAAAAAGAGAAAUCGGGUGACAAUGUUUUCACGAAAAUACAAAAGACAGAAAAGACACUUGAAUCUUCAAAUGAAUCCAAGAGUGUCUUGUGAUUGUGACUUCUUUAAAGGGGGAGGGGGGAGGGGGACAUUUUAAAACUGGAGGAAGAGAAAUGUUUACACGUGUACCAUUGUAUGUUGCUGUCCUCUCAGCGUCUCCACGUUAUCAGUCUGGCUUCUUUAUCAGUCCUGUUUGUGGUGUCUGUUUCGGCCCGGCUCAUUUCUGACUCCUCUUAUCAACGAGAAACAUUCACAGAAAGUUUAAAAGUGUCGUGAGAAAAUGGGACUUACAACAAAACCUCCUGCACCUUUUUGGAAAGCUAAAAAUUAAGAUACUGAAAGACAAACGAUGAUCCAGCCGACAGCUUGUGUGCGUUACAACCGAAACGAGAUAUUUAAAAAUAUGUAUAGUUACUUCUAGACUCGGCGCGUUGUGAUACACCAACUGUUGCUGGUUCGAGCACAAAGAUUUAGAAGAGUACUUUGACAUUUUUGGGGAUAAGCUUGUUCGCUUUUUUUUUUGCUGGGAGAUAAUAAGAUUAACACAGCUCUUUGGUAACCUAAAUAUGAAGUUGCAGCCAAGACAUAAGCUAGUCCGGCACAUAACCUCAGAAAAACGAUGAAUCGUCGUUUUCACACACUUAACGUAACUCUCCGCCAGUAAAAGGAUUAAGCGUAUAUCUCCAAAAUGUCUGACGUUUUACUUUGAAGUGUUUUACAUGGACUGAAGCCAAAAGUUUCAAGUGGUUUUCCACAUCACUCCCGCUGUCUCGCUUUCCCCCCACAUCGUUUACACUUGCACACACCUCCGCUCUCCGAUCCAUCCAUUUGUCACGUCUGACUGUGUUUACCUGGCAGGGCCUCCAGAGCCAACACUGAGGAGUCAUCUGCGUCACCACGCUGGUGUUUACAUGUGAAUGUUAUUAAUUAGGGCUCUGCAGUUUUCUAAUUUAAACAUUAUUGAUUUUCAUUUGUCAAAAAAAAAAAAAAGAAGUUUAUACAAGGGUUUUAUUUCAUCCAAAAACAUCCACCAUAAUGAUUGAUUGUAUGUGAACAGCUUUCCAAAGUUUUAUUUUUUAUUUUUUUUGGUGAUCGUUCUCAAUCCUGUUGCCAAUUUGAUAAACCUGCUAAAAAUCAUGAAACCCCAACAUUUUUUUUUUCAAGGCACAGUUUUGAUGAGUCAAACUCAAGAUUACAAUUUUUAAAAAGAAAAAAAAAAAAAAAGCUCAGUCACCUUCUACGAGCAGCUGUGAUCUGACUGAAGAAAGAUCUGCGGGGUUUGGCAAAGGAAAAACUUCCAAUCAAAAAUGUGAAAAAUAUUAUUAUAUGGGUUAUUUACGGCCCAGUGCUGCUUUGUACAAUUUAAUUUGUAUUGUUUUCUCUUUUUUUUUUUGUUUUCUGUAUGUUGCAUUGUACAGGCUGUUACAUAACAAAUCAUAUCUUCCUGAUUUAUAAAAAAUAAAAAUAAACUGAGAGACAGUAUGCACAGAAGGAUGGU
Molecule: messenger RNA, 6957 nt
Organism: Scomber japonicus (chub mackerel)
Lineage: Eukaryota; Metazoa; Chordata; Actinopteri; Scombriformes; Scombridae
Gene: neurl4
Product: neuralized E3 ubiquitin protein ligase 4
Exons: 29
Coding region: 13-4839 (1608 amino acids)
Molecular function (GO): ubiquitin protein ligase activity
Source: RefSeq, a predicted model, not a curated record